AUGGCCUUUGGCUCCGCCGAUUCUCAACUGCUCUCGACACCUGAGCUCGCGUCGCAAAUUACUACCAACAUUACCAUGGAUCCCCCGAACCUGUCCAAAUCUCCGCAGCAGCUGAGUGAGGAGCCCACCAGCCUGCACCAAUUUCUGGAAAUUCUAGCUGCGGAAGAGGCAGCGGCAGAGGCUGCUGUGGCUGCUAACGGCGACACCACCGCCGACGAUUUCCCAACCAAUCCGGCCGAGCAACGUGCGCUUGUCGAGCGACUCAUCAAAGCAAUGUUGAACACCGUCGACAUUGUCGAUAACUAUUGCAACAAUUCCAUGGAGAACUCCGAAGUCAAGUUCAUCCACAGUCUGCCGAGAGCGAAGCUAGUUAGAAAGGCUUGGGAAGUCAUGGUGAGUAACCAAGCCACUAUGAAUCAUACCGCCCCGGCCAUGGCCUAUACUCACAGCUCGCUUUCUCAGUGGUUCAAUUACAACGUACAACGAGGCAUCAUCCAUCCGAAGGCUUUCUCCGCAGAGAUUCCGAACUACAUGACCAGAUUGAGGUUGUCUCUAUGCACCUUUCGGAGCUCCAAAGCGGCUUGCUGCGACUUGUUCACCCUUCCUAUGAUCUGGAGGUACACUUGCAACCCGGUCCGCGAGUUGGAGAUCAAGGUGUCGAACAAUCACACAAACAAGUUGAAGGAGUAUUGCAAGUUCCUUGACCAAGUUUCCAAGUUCGGUGGCUCUUAUGAGACCGUCGGCAAUGUGACUUAUGUUAGGAAGUCUACAGGUGAGGUCGUCGCGACGCUCACCCGGCCUACAAAGCGCCCUCUCACGGACUUCUUGGACGAUGACCUCGCCGCCUACGCAAGGCGUCAUCGCCUGUCAAUGGCGCAACUGGUGGUGUUUUUGGCCACCAUUCAAGAGGAGUCUGAUAAUGAAGACGAGGCUGCCGACCAGGAGGAGCCUGACUGCGAGGAGGAGCCUGACUACGAGGAGGAGCUUGCCGACCGUGGCGAUUGUACCGACGAUGGCGGUUGGGAUGCAGAUAAGCCACAAGCCGACAACGAACACGCCUCUGACGACAACCUUGGUCUUCAGGAGGAAUUCCUCAUCGAUCAGCAUCCCCAUUUGGACGCUCUACAGCAACCAAACAUUCGGAGCGAUGAGGAUUCAGCAUCUCUCAAGAUCGACUACGAUGAUGUCGACCCUGAACUGGAAGACACCCAGUCCAAUGUUUCUCUCACCUCAAAGGGCUUGGCCACUGCCGAACCGAGCCCCGACCAUCGCCUAUCUCCCGAGCACAUCAUCCGUAACGCUGCAGACUUCUUUCAGCGAGAGGCAGCAGAGAGGGCAGCGGAGAGGGCAGCGGCCCUUAACGGCGCAAACGCCGGGAACUGUGAUGACUUCCCCGAUGAUGACAAUGGGCAGCUCGUACUAGUCGACCAGAUGAUUGAGGCUAUAGACAACACCGAUGGCGUCAUUGACAAUGACAAUUCGGACCAGAAGGCGAUUCGCGAACUUCCUGGCGACAAAAAGGAAAAGAUAGCCUGGAGGGCUAUGUUCAAGAUCAGAGAUGUCCAGCGUGGCCUCCACCACCCCGACCUUCUUACGGUCACCUUCCCGAACUACAUGAGCAGGUUUCGGGCAACUUGCGCCCUUGUUCGCUCCAGCAAGGCUGCAGCAACCCAGUUCUUCGCCGUCCCUUUGUUCGACCGCUUUAUCGCCAACCCUAUCAUGGAGUUGGAUAACAAACUGUCAAACAACAACACGAACGCGAGCAAAGCUUACAACGGCGAAGUCAAAGGCGCGGAGAAGAACAGCCGCACUGUCACGAAGUUCGACAACCGCGCUGAGAUCAGAGAUGCUUCCGGUGAGCUCAUUAAGAUCCUCAUGAAGCCGAGGAAGCGCGUCCUGAGCGAGUUUCUUCCCCCGGACCUAGCUCGGUCCCCAGCCGCGAAGGUCAAGCGGGCCAGAGGAAGCCGCAGAGGCGCGGGUGCGUCCCCAACCCCGGUAGCUUCGUUCGUUACUCCUGCCAAUGGAGGAUCGCCUUUGCAGAACAUCGCCGCUGCCAAUACUCUUCCCGCCAUUCAGGAGGAUGAUGAGCCUAUCGAAGCUUCCGCUGUUCAGGCAAGCCCAGCCGAUACCAUUCUCGAUGACUUUCAUGCGAACGAUCAGCAUCUUAAAGCGGGUCAGAGCAACGAUGGCAAGAAUCACGAUGACCAUCCUCGCACCGAAAGUAUCAAUCCCGAGCAUAGCUCUCCAAGUGCCGACCAGAGCAGUUCAUACCAGAAGUACGCGAACUAUGGCGGCAUGAACAAUACCGGCAUGGACAACGGCUACGUGGUCAAUGGCUACAUCCACAACAUGGAUAACGCCUACCUGGAUAACACCAGGCUCAACAACACCGGUCCGAACGUCGCCCAGAACAACAUCGACCAGAGCAAUGCCGGAGAUGUCCAACCCCCCCUGUCUUUUACGCCUUAUCAAGAGGAGUUUUACCCCAUUCCAAACCAGUCUGCACCUCCUAAUCAAUUUGAGGCCGACCCCGGCUGGGCUUCGUUGCAAGCAGGGCCUGGAAGUUCAGCAAGUAUCACUUUGACCCCCCCUGUCGAUCCCAUGCUGGAGGAGUAUUCCACCGACAUCAACAGCUACACUCCCACAGGUUCUGGACAAUCUGGAGGUGCAAUGGUCAAUCAGGACGGUAACCUCGUCCAGAACAGUGCCGGUUCCGACUUGGGGGGGGGGGGGGGGGGGGGGAGGCGACUGCGUCCGGAGGAGGUUGAGUGA
Sordaria macrospora k-hell is the source of this 2772-nucleotide messenger RNA. RefSeq lists its product as uncharacterized. Lineage: Eukaryota; Fungi; Ascomycota; Sordariomycetes; Sordariales; Sordariaceae. The record is from RefSeq and is a predicted model, not a curated record.